Atta colombica is the source of this 1421-nucleotide messenger RNA. RefSeq lists its product as uncharacterized. Bases 1 to 1047 code for a protein of 348 amino acids. The transcript has 5 exons. NCBI's taxonomy places the organism in Eukaryota, Metazoa, Arthropoda, Insecta, Hymenoptera, Formicidae. The record is from RefSeq and is a predicted model, not a curated record.
AUGAUUGUGAAGAACGCGAUAGAAAAUCAAUUGAUGCCAAUGGAGAUCAUACUCACCCGCGAUCAGAGGACUACGUCCCACCGGGUUCAUGACCAGGCGAAUCCUGUUAUGCGAGUCAACGCGCUGAUAUCAAAGUCGGCGAUUUCAUCUUUGGAACAAACCAAAUAUCAGGAGAUCGUCGCGAGACGUCAUUGCAUUAGAGCGAUAACCGCGAAAACGCUUAAACGAGAGAAAAAGAGUGAUUUGCACCUCAUGCCAACAUUUUAUCAUGACCGAAGAACACAACAUUCUAAUGCAUCCUUCAGCGUACUCAGAUUUCUAAGGUUAGGCUGUGCGUUAGUGAUUAUACUAGCGACGCUGUCAGUGCGAAGUGCUCCGAUAAUGAAUUCCCCGAACAAAACGGAUGAUAUGAAAUGGGUGAAUCCUUGUGGCGUCUCUACCAAAUUACGAACAAACGGCUCCAAUCCGGACAUUGCUCAGUUGGAGGACCAUGAUCUCCUCAACCAAAUAGUACUCCAAGCGAGAACAGCAUUAAAGCAUGCACAACUAUUUAGAGAUGAAUUUAUCAGACAAACUUUCAAGACGGACUUCGCCAGCGUCCACAAUUUGUGGAGGAAAUAUCAUUACGCUUGGCUGCCUACACGAUCUGAAAUACCCAAAGAACUGGGAGAGGAACUGGAUAAAGAACAUCUUAACAAAUUGGAUAUUAACACGUCUCUCGUCGAUGCGUACGAAUAUAUGCAGAAAUAUGCGGUGGGCUUAGAGCAGGUAGUUUUGGAUCAAAAGGAUUAUCAGCCUAAGUAUCAUCAGAAAUUCACAGAAGCCGAAUGGAAACUUCGAGCGGUUCUGUGUGAGAUCCAAGUUGCUAUAGAAGAACGUAGUGUAACGCGACGGCCGGACGUCACUCGAGAUGUUAUGACAUCUGAUUUCCGAACGAUGACAGACAUGACGUCCCGUGAUCUGCGUGACUGGCUGAUUUUCCGCGAAUACAUGAAUGGUCUCGAAUAUGUGAUACAAGUAUUUUCACAUCUACGCCUACGUCUGUAAUCUGUACAAUUAUGAAGAUCCAUAAAAAGCCGAAGAAGGGCUACCAGACGACGCUUUCAUCUUACAAAAUUAACGUAGUUACUGAUGGCUCCAUUUUCCUGAGAAGAAGAAAUAUAGGGAAGAGAUAGAAGGAUCUUCCGAUUAUCUUCUAAUUAUCAUUUAAAGAGCACAAUUUUAACGAAAUAUGUCUCUGCAACAAGGAUCGGGCUAUUUGUUGGUAUCGACGAUGAGAACUAAUAUUGUCGAACCGACUGAUAUACCGCAUCACAGUAUCUACAUUAAGCUUCUACGAUAACUUUGAAAUAGAAAUGCCAUUAAUGCUCCCAACACUUCAAUUACCUCUUCGAUAUUCUUUAAUGGUACUUCGUACGAAA